Molecule: messenger RNA, 490 nt
Organism: Adineta steineri
Lineage: Eukaryota; Metazoa; Rotifera; Eurotatoria; Adinetida; Adinetidae
Source: the annotation of a GenBank genome assembly
AUGCCAUCGUCAUCAGUUAAAUUAUUUGCUUGUUUUCUUGGAAUAUUUGUUGCCUAUCUUUUAUUUGGUAUUGUUCAAGAAUCAAUAGUAAAAAAGAAAUAUGGAGAGAAUGAUAAAUUUACUUAUAUAUUAUCACUUGUAUUUUUUCAAUGUAUUUUUAAUGCAAUUGUAUCAAAAGUCAUACUAGUUGUACGAAAUACACCUAGAGAUACAACACCAUCAAAAAUGUAUGCAUUUGCAUCAUUUACAUAUUUAUUUGCAAUGCUUGCAAGUAAUUAUGCAUUAGAAUUUGUUAGUUAUCCAAUGCAGGUUCUUGGAAAAUCAGUUAAACCUGUACCAGUUAUGCUUUUAGGUGUACUAAUAGCAAGAAGAAGAUAUCCAUUAAUAAAAUAUUUCUAUGUUUUAUUAAUUGUUGCUGGUGUAGUCUUAUUUAUGUAUAAGAAACCAAAAGAAACAACAAAAAUGGUAGAAUCAGGUGGAAUAAUUGGUA